Molecule: messenger RNA, 561 nt
Organism: Phytophthora sojae
Lineage: Eukaryota; Oomycota; Peronosporomycetes; Peronosporales; Peronosporaceae
Exons: 1
Source: RefSeq, a predicted model, not a curated record
UUCGAAUCGCCAGAAUAUAUCCUGAGCACAAUGACGGAUGCGGUGUUAGAUACGUGGACCGAACAGAGUCGGCUAGAAUGUCUACUACACUGUCUCGAGAGUUGGGCAGCAGUACCUGACCAAGAUGUCGGUCGCAAAGAAUGGCUGCUUGAACGAUGCGCGGACCUACGGGAAACUGCUGCCGGAAGUCCCGAAAAGCUGGACAUCUACGCACCGGUGAUGUGGAAUACACUGAAAGCGGCGAACUUUGGUAAUUCUCGGCUACUUGAGCUCUGUCAAAAGAACGAAACGCAUGUACUCUCGAGAAUGAUCGUAGCUGCAUUCAUAUACGAAGUCGAGUUACGGGCGCUGGCAGCAACACCCCCUGGACCUCUCAGCUCAGUUGUAGAACACCUCGGGUUGCUGUUCACAGUUCUCGAACAAAUACCAGCACUGCAUGCCGCGCUGUAUCGAGCGCAGACGUUCGAGUGUUGGGCCAUCAUUGAAACAACGCUGGCGCUACGCGCGUCGCAGCCUCGCGAUGAGGCUUCAACUUCAGUUCCAGACCCGUGUCUUCAUUAA